AUGAAAUCUCUCAAGACGCUUUGUGCGGAGCUUCAACAGAUCUUCAUGCUUAACGGAUCUUAUAGUUUGUUCAACUCGAAAGGAGAAGGUGGUGUAAGGAAGUCAAACGUGGCCAAUCAAGGAUCGCUUUUCGAGAGGUGCGUCAAUACCGCCGAGACACAGAAUCACCUGUUUUUCGACGAGACACCGUGCUUCCCCGAUUUUCCGGAAUACGCAAAAGAUCAAGGAUACCUACCGUUAGGAUGGGGUUUUCAGACUACGCCAAUGAUCUUGUGUCUUGACAUCAGGCCAGACAUCUUCGAACCCUUACUAGGAGAUGGUAGUGUCAGCCAGCUGCUGCUGAAUAACCAUGAUCUCCAUCCACUUUCGAUAAGGCCCCGCUGUGAAGCCUUGGCAUAG
This is a messenger RNA of Morchella importuna, 399 nucleotides long. RefSeq lists its product as uncharacterized. The coding region runs from base 1 to 399 and encodes 132 amino acids. NCBI's taxonomy places the organism in Eukaryota, Fungi, Ascomycota, Pezizomycetes, Pezizales, Morchellaceae. The record is from RefSeq and is a predicted model, not a curated record. The transcript has 6 exons.